Molecule: messenger RNA, 728 nt
Organism: Amphibalanus amphitrite
Lineage: Eukaryota; Metazoa; Arthropoda; Thecostraca; Balanomorpha; Balanidae
Product: general transcription factor IIF subunit 2-like
Exons: 7
Biological process (GO): transcription by RNA polymerase II; transcription initiation at RNA polymerase II promoter
Cellular component (GO): transcription factor TFIIF complex
Source: RefSeq, a predicted model, not a curated record
UCGCCUCUCGUCUUGGCCUCGGUUGCAGAGUCCUUGUCUGAAAUUCUGUAAAGGAGAUGGCAACACAGAUCCAAGAAGGAGAGCUGGACUGCACCAAUGCUUCAAGAGGAGUCUGGUUAGUGAAGGUUCCCAAAUAUAUUUCACAAAGAUGGGAUAAAGCUCCAGGAAACAUAGAAGUUGGGAAACUUCGCAUCGCCAGGACACCGUCAGGACAGAAGUCUGGGCAGUCUGGACGUCCGAAGCUGGACGUGUCUUUCUCCUUGAGCGAAGCGGUGCUGGCAAUGGAGAAGUCCGAAGCCAUUCCAAAGGACCACAAGUUUGUCAUUAGCAACGUCAACAACCAGACGCUCGGCGUGUUCUCUCAAACUACCCCACCGGCCAACAGUAAUGCUGUCGUCCCGGAGACGGAAAAACUCAUGAUGGAAGGAAGAGUUAUCCAGCGGGCUGAAUGCAAGCCGGAAGGUAGCGAGACCUACAUGAAACUGAAGCUGGAGGGCUUCCGAAAGUCGGCCGUGCCGGCCCGCAUGGCCAAACGGCUGGACGACGUGGUGCACGUGAAGCCCGUGGCCAAUCACCGCUACAACGUGGAAUUCACCCAAAAGAAGAAGUCCGAGGGUAAGAAGGUUCGAGACGACAAGGAUAAGGUGAUGAAUGUUCUCUUUGCCGCCUUCGAGAAGCACCAGUACUACAACAUCAAGGAUCUGGCGGGCAUUACCCGGCAGCCUGUG